UUAUAAUCAUAAUUUUCUUGUCGUGUGUGCGUAAAUUUAGGAAAGAAGCAGGUUAAAAGUAGAUGUUAGAUACAGUAAUAUAGGAAAAUUUUUUUUAGAAAGAUUUCCUUGAUAAUAUCAGUAUUAGCAUUAUUGCUAAAUUAUGCACACACACUCGUAAGUAUGUGGUAAAUGAGCUUAAACUACCGCAAAGUACGAAAGUAUGCAUUUAAAUAUUUUUACUUAAAAUUUCAUCGCAUACGUUGAUUAACUUGACAGAUUGGUUUUAAGAAUGUUUUUAACAAAGGAUAUUUUGUCACCUGUUCAACUUAAACGCUUGAGCGACCAUCGAUACAGUUCGUCAGGCCGAACAUUACUGGAUCCUAUCGUUCAACCGUUUUGGAAUUGGCUUGUUUUAAAACUCCCUCUAUGGCUUUCUCCAAAUCUUAUGACCAUCAGUGGUCUUAUGAUAAAUAUAUUAACAUCUUUAAUAUUAAUAUGUUAUAGCCCUGAUGGAACACAAGAGGCUCCUCGAUGGGCAUUUAUAUUUUGUGCUGUAGGCCUUUUUAUUUAUCAGACAUUGGAUGCCUGUGAUGGAAAACAAGCUCGAAGAACAGGAACUAGUUCUCCUCUAGGGGAAUUAUUUGAUCAUGGUUGUGAUUCCCUUUCAACAGUCUUUGUCUCACUUGGAGUGUGCAUUGCUGUACAGUUAGGCAUGUUUCCUUCAUGGAUGUUUGUCCAGUGUUUUAUUGCUAUGACAUUAUUUUAUUCUGCUCAUUGGCAGACAUAUGUAUCCGGUACUCUUCGUUUUGGAAGAUUUGACGUGACAGAGGCUCAGUAUACAGUUAUGAUCAUACAUUUGAUAUCGGCUGUAUUUGGUCCUACUAUAUGGUCAAUGCAGAUUCCUUCACUAUAUAUAGAGAUAAAGUUUAUUCCACUUUUCAUGGGAAUAAUAGCUGCAUCGUUUGCUUUUUAUUCUAAUUUCACCGUGAUAUUUACUGGAGGAGCUGGUAAAAAUGGCUCAACAGUUGCAGGCACUAGUAUUCUAUCGCCAUUUAUUCCAUUGGCCCUGGUUGUUGUGCCAGCUUUUAUUAUCUACCAGAAAUCUACAACAAACAUCUAUGAACAUCAUCCAUGUCUGUAUAUUUUAGCUUUUGGAGUAGUAUGUUCAAAAAUAACCAAUAAAUUAGUGGUUGCACAUAUGACAAAAAGUGAGGUUGAAUAUUUAGAUUCAAUAUUUGUUGGUCCAGGAAUGCUUUUUCUUAAUCAGUACUUCAAUACAUUUUUCAAUGAAUAUAUAGUGCUUUGGUUGUGCUUGAUAUAUUCUACUGCUAAUCUUCUUCAUUACUGCACAAUAGUGUGCUUACAGAUAUGUGCUUAUUUGCAUAUUAACUUAUUUGUGAUAACUCCUCAAACUUCUCCAAUGGAUGAAAACUACAGUGGUAAUCAUUCAUUGUCAGCUCCUCUACUUCAGAGUGUUUCAAAUGAUGCCUCAUCUGAAACUUCAGACCUAAUUUCAAAUGCCCAGUCUCCAUCCUAUCAGCAUUCAUUCCUGGAGGAAGUAAUUUCUGUCAAUGAAGAAAAUCUGGAUGAUGAAAUACCUUAAAAGAGAGAGAAAGACAGAGAGAGAGGCGGAGAAAGAGAAAAAGAAUGUUUUCACAUGUUAAUCGUCCACUUGUAGUUGCUCUGUCCAUUAGCUGCAUAGCAUCUAGUUAAAUUGUUUUUAAUGUUUCAUGGAGCUGUGAUAGAAGGCUGGCCUUCUACCAUUGCCAUGGUGACACCUACAUUGUCCAUAGUGGUUAAAACAAUACACUUUUAUAAUUUAAUAUUAAAGACAUUUUAUUUUUAGCGGGAAAAAUAUCCACUAGGUAUAUCUAGUUUUGUUUCUAGAACAUUUCAAUAAUUUCAUUUCCAGAAAACAAAAUCUUUAAUAUAUUGUUUUACAGUUUUUUAAACUAUGUAAAUAUUUCAAAAGUAUUAUUUUUGUAACUACAUUUGAUAUCUGAAUCUCAUAUUUAAAAGAUUUCUAUGAAUCAAUGAAUUUUUUUUCCAUCAAGAAAUGCAUUUUGUUAACAUUUUUAUAGAAAAUGGAUUUUAGUUUUUAUAAUUUUACUCUAUGGAAUAAGAAAAAGUUUCAUUAUUGUAGUUUUUCUGUCAUUCUGUUCUUUAUUUUAGCUCGGUGAUUCUUAAAAAAAUGGUAUUUAGUCUUAAUCAUUCUUUUACAAAUAAAGAAUCAUUUCAUUACAUUAAAGUAUUUAUUAAAAUUAAUUCUUAUAGGUUAAAUAUCAGUGAUAACUAAUGUCCUUCAAAUUAUUUCAUGGAUUAUUUUUUCUUUGGCGAGAGCUAUUUUCUUUAAAUGAAUAUUAUGACUUUUAAAUAAAUGAUGUGAAUAUUUUUUUAGCCAAUAAUUGGUCACAAUAUUAUGGUUUCUCUGAAAGAAAGAUCCCCUUUGUUUUAUCAUUUUUACAUCGAAAAGGAAUUUUUUUUUUAUGUUCUGUUAAUUACUUACUUAUUGUAUGUCUAAAUAUUACUUAAUGCUUUUUUCUUUUCCUUGUUGUUUUUUAUAUGUGUAAUUGUUUAAAAUAGUUCAUUAAUUUUUUUUUGUUUGGUUUUAUCAACACAAUUUUAGGAAUCUUUUACCGAUUUUGAACCAUUUUCUUAAUGUAUUUACUGAAUUAUUUGGUGAUUAAAAUGAUAUGAUUUCAUUAAAUGGUUUGUGCAAAAUAAAUUGAAAAAUAACAUUAUUAUAGAUUUUGAACUUAGUUUCUUUAGUUCAAACUAAUUUAUUCAAAGUCAAAUGAAAAGUGCUUCAUCAGUUAAAUCAAUCUUUUAGUGUGCCAACGUUUGCUAUAUGAAACCUGAGCAAUCUACAGUUAUGCUUGAUAUAAAGGAUUGAAUGUGCUAUCAUUUUGUAAAUUUCCAUUUCUUAAAAUCAUUUGUAGUAUAUAUUACAAUUUAUUAAAAAAUCAAAUUAAAUUAUCGUGAUAAUUUGAAUAAAAAUAUAUUUCAAAUUAUCACAUUUUUAUAUUAAAACUUUCUGUAGAGCUUUUAGGUUGUGCUGUUUGGUCACAAUUUUUGUCUUAAUUUUUUUUGUAUUAAUCAUUGUUAAUGCUAGUUAUUACCUGUUUAUAAUUAUUAAUAAUGUUGUAUAUGAUAUUUAGAUGCAUUUUAGUUCAAGGUUGCUUAUUUAAGCAACUCUCCUAAAUUAUUUAUUGAUUGAUUCAAUUUAACUUAAAUGUAUUAUGAUUUUUUAAAACAUUCUUUUAUCAGGUGAACUUAACUAAGGGAAUAAUUUAUUAUCUUACUAUGUUAUUUUAUUGCUUUAAUAACAACUUUUUUGAAUUUUUUUUUUUGUUUGGUAAAAAGUUAGUUUAUUUCUGUUAUAUUUUGUUUUAAAAACUUUUUUCUUCUGAAAAUAAAAGAAUAAGGGAAACAAAUUUUGUUUUCUAACCAAAAAUAAAAUAAAAUAUUUAGAAAAUCAAUAACUUUGCAUGGAAAAAAAUGUUUUAAAAUUGCUCAGAGAUUAUUCUUUAGUUUUACAGUGUUUUAGAUCAAGUCAUUUCACAGUGGAAAGUAAUCUUGAAUUAGUGUAUAUUUUUAAUCAUUUAUUUGGCAUUUAUUUUUACUUAAAACUGCAUGAUUUUUAUUUUGAAUUCUAAUGCUAGUUUUUAUGGUAUUAAUGUGAUUUUUUUUUUAUAUAAUUUCAAAUUCAAUAUUUAAGAUUUUUUUAAUAUUAAAAUUUUGAUGUAAUGUUUCUAAGAAAUUAAUAACUACUUAACAUUAUAACAUACAUUUAGUAUAUUUAAAUUUUUGCUCGAUGAAGAAUUAAUAAUGUAUGCAUUUCUUUAUCUUCUAAGAUUUUAAGUUUUAUUCAUUGAAAGUGUUAAACUUUUCAGUCUGUAUUUCUUUUACCUGUAGCUUAAUAGUUUGUUGAAUAUACUAUUGUUGUGUGUUUGAACUAAAAAUUAUGAACUUGCUAAUUUAAAUGAACUAUAGAAAUGUAUAUAAGCUUUCUUCUGCUGUUGAUAUUUAUAUUUUUAAUUUUUCUCAAAUUAUUUUGAAAUUGAGUUGUAGAUGAACAUGAGUGCAAGUUCAUUAAAUCAUAAAAUAUUGUUUGGAAAUUAAAAAUUUGUAAACAAAUAUUUAUAUAUAUAAUACAAAUAAAAAUGUGGUAAGUAAAUUAUUUUAAACGUAGGAGUGGUGAGAUAAAAAUUAUGCAACAUAGUGAUAGUAAUUUUCUGAAAUUUAGUUCUCUUCAUGUGAUUGUGCUUAAGUGAUUGUAUUCCUUUUUUGCUUAGUGUUUGAUAGCUAGAUAUUUGAUGAAUAUGACUGGACUGUGUUUUGCAGAUACUUGAAAAAGUAUAUUCGUGUUAAUAGUGAAAGAAGUAGCAUCUCAUUUUUUGUGCUUUUUUUUUAUACCUUAUGUACAUUUAUUUAUGCUUUUUUUUAAAAAAAUAUGUAAUAGUUCUGUUAAUUUUAUUUAUAUUUGUUCUUGAAAAUAAAAAUUUAU
This is a messenger RNA of Argiope bruennichi, 4489 nucleotides long. Its product is annotated as cholinephosphotransferase 1-like. Gene Ontology annotation, cellular component: Golgi apparatus; endoplasmic reticulum membrane. Gene Ontology annotation, molecular function: ethanolaminephosphotransferase activity; diacylglycerol cholinephosphotransferase activity. NCBI's taxonomy places the organism in Eukaryota, Metazoa, Arthropoda, Arachnida, Araneae, Araneidae. Gene Ontology annotation, biological process: phosphatidylethanolamine biosynthetic process. The record is from RefSeq and is a predicted model, not a curated record. The transcript has 9 exons. The coding region runs from base 272 to 1585 and encodes 437 amino acids.